Molecule: messenger RNA, 1822 nt
Organism: Myotis davidii
Lineage: Eukaryota; Metazoa; Chordata; Mammalia; Chiroptera; Vespertilionidae
Gene: RAP2A
Product: RAP2A, member of RAS oncogene family
Exons: 2
Coding region: 190-543 (117 amino acids)
Biological process (GO): Rap protein signal transduction; negative regulation of cell migration
Cellular component (GO): plasma membrane
Molecular function (GO): GDP binding; GTP binding; GTPase activity
Source: RefSeq, a predicted model, not a curated record
UACAAAGUGGUGGUGCUGGGCUCGGGCGGGGUCGGCAAAUCCGCCCUGACCGUGCAGUUCGUGACCGGCACCUUCAUCGAGAAAUACGACCCCACCAUCGAGGACUUCUACCGCAAGGAGAUCGAGGUGGACUCGUCGCCGUCGGUGCUGGAGAUCCUGGACACGGCGGGCACGGAGCAGUUCGCGUCCAUGCGGGACCUGUACAUCAAGAACGGCCAGGGCUUCAUCCUCGUCUACAGCCUCGUCAACCAGCAGAGCUUCCAGGACAUCAAGCCCAUGCGGGACCAGAUCAUCCGCGUGAAGCGGUAUGAGAAAGUGCCAGUCAUCUUGGUUGGGAACAAAGUGGACCUGGAAAGUGAGAGAGAAGUGUCAUCCAGUGAAGGUAGAGCCCUUGCUGAAGAGUGGGGCUGCCCCUUCAUGGAGACUUCUGCUAAGAGUAAAACAAUGGUGGACGAACUCUUCGCAGAAAUUGUGAGGCAGAUGAACUAUGCUGCGCAGCCUGACAAAGAUGACCCAUGCUGUUCUGCAUGUAACAUACAAUAGCAUUCAGAAAUGCCGAUCCUGGACAGGCUUUGCCAGGUAUCAUAGGUGAUACAAGCCUCGUCUGCCGACUGCAGAGUUUGCAGGAUGUGUGGUGUGAAUCUAUGGUGAAAUAGCAGCCCUCAUUCAGAAUUCAGCAGUGAUUGUCCGUUGAUAUCUCUGAGUAACAUUUGGGUUCAGUAACUACAGUUUUCACCAUUGUCCUCAGUCUCCUAGACACACCUGCAACUUUGAGGCAUAGCCAAUCAAUCUACAGGGUGAUCUCCUUUGAAAGCAACGAUGGCAUCGUCGCUGAGUUGACCGAAGCAACUAUUGUAUAAAUUAAAAGUAAUCAUGAGAGAGAAACCAGAAGAAUUCCUAUGACCACUACAAUUAAAAUAUUUUAUCUUCUGUAAAAAAAUAAUAAUAAGUAAAGGAGAAAUAUUUUCCUACAAGAGUACUGAAUUUCAGAAUUGAGAUAGUGCUUCUAAUCAAUGUAUUCUGUCAAGUAAAAUAACAGCUGACCUGCCAACAGCAUUACAGGGAGAGAUUCUUUGCUCAACUGACACAUUUCUGUUUUUCAAAAUUGAUGCUUAAUUGUAGAUGUUAUCCUAAUUUGUGACACAGAACUAACUCAUGCAUCAGUCCUUGCUAGAGCAAAAGUCAAAACAGGUUGUGUAAACAUACAAUCUCGCUUUAGAAGUGUAAAGUCACCUGCUUUGCCACAGAAAAUGGAGGCUCUCACAAGGGUUUGAUCUGAAUUAAAGCCCCAACCCACCCUCUGGUAAUCAAGCAGAUAUGGUCUUUAUUACAUUUCUAAACAAGAAGGAAGCAACUGUGAUGCAAAGAAACUGCGCAGCCUUACUAACAAGAAGCGUUCUAGUAGUAGCUGAACUAGUACCAUCAUGUAAGGAAAAUGAAGCCAUGUUGCAUCCAUAUGUUCCCGUUUGCAGAAACCUCACAGGACAGUACAAGUAUUUUGCAUUUUUAUGUUUGUUAAAGCAGCAAAUUCCUUCUUGCCUUUAAGGGCUAUGGUUGUGGUGUGAUUCUUGGUUAACCUGCUUUCCAAAUCAAGUUUGCUUGUAGCAGAGCAUUAUUGCAGGCAUUUAAAAAGGUUGAAUAACCAUGUGAAAUAAUUUGGGCUUAAGAGUAGAACAUAAAUUAUAGAGUGGAAGGUAAGAGACAAAAAAAAAAGUCUUUUAUCUUUAAUUUUCCUGGAGAAUUAUGUAAAGAUUUUCCUAUAACAAUUUUGCCCUGAUUACUGAAGUGGCAAAUAAAGCUAGAGAAUAUUUUGUUUUGAAAA